Molecule: messenger RNA, 2121 nt
Organism: Rhineura floridana
Lineage: Eukaryota; Metazoa; Chordata; Lepidosauria; Squamata; Rhineuridae
Gene: RBM11
Product: RNA binding motif protein 11
Exons: 5
Coding region: 20-1072 (350 amino acids)
Biological process (GO): regulation of alternative mRNA splicing, via spliceosome
Cellular component (GO): nucleus
Molecular function (GO): single-stranded RNA binding
Source: RefSeq, a predicted model, not a curated record
GGAAUAUACGUCAUUUCGGAUGGUGGAGCGCGAGGAGAUUUCGCAGCUCGAGGAACCCCGUCCCCUUCACAACAACGUCACACAAUUGCUGGGAUAUCAGAGCGGGGACUUUCCAACCUUCGCUUCCAAAGAAUUCGCCAUGCCGCAAAGCGUGCUAACGUCAUCUUCCACCGACAUCUCGGGACGAGAGAAAACCAGGCUGCGGCGGUCGCGCGGCGCAUGCUUUACAGCCUCUCACACUGCCUUUGGUUCCUCGGCAGCCCCGCCCCCUUUCGUUCUCCUCUCCCCUCCCCUCUCAUAUGCCAGCACACAGACUGGCUCUUCUCGCGCCCAACCGCGCAGCAACGCCGUUAUCAUGGCAACCUCGGGGAAGGCAGACGAGCCGGACCGGACCCUUUUCGUGGGUAACUUGGAGAGUCGCGUGCAAGAGGAGAUUCUCUACGAGCUGUUCCUGCAGGUGCAAGGGACGGCUGGACCAGUAACCAAAGUGACCAUAUGCAAGGACAAAGAUGGAAAACCCAAGACUUUUGGAUUUGUCUGCUUUAAACACACAGAGUCAGUGCCUUAUGCCAUAGCUUUGCUGAAUGGGAUUCGUUUAUAUGGAAGACCAAUUAAAGUGCAAUAUCGGUUUGGGAGCUCCCACUUUGUAGAAUUAAGCAGUCAUUGCCAGAAUGUGGAACAUGAUGUACAAUUACUAACACACAGCAAUUUAGACCCUUAUGGUGGUACUCCAUUACCUCCGAGCUCUUUUCAGGUGAACAGUAGUCCACAUCAGGGUUAUUCUGCCUUUCAAAACAUGAUGACAUAUUUCUUAACACAGCAAUAUACUCCUUAUAAUUCAAUGGGACAGCAGUUUCCUUAUCAGAUGGCAUCACCACCACCAUUUCCAAGUUUUGCUAUGCCACCCUACCUGAAUCCAGGACAAACUUCUUUUGAAUGUGUGUACCCGGAACCAAAGAACUACAUACAGUAUCUAGUUAAGGAAGGUACACCUAAAAGGAAAAGACCUCAGGAAACUAGUGACAGCGAUAGUAGCAUGGAAAGUGACAGGAAAAAAGCAAAGGGAAAGUGAACAAAAAUAUAAAGAAAAAAAUACUUCACCAAGUCGCAAAAAAAAUGACAUGGUUAUUAUGGUAAAUAAGAUUACUUAUAAUGAUUUAUGGUAAAGUAUUAUUGAAGUUACACUCUGAUGAAAAGAAAGAAGUACCUGAAUGCUUCGUCAACAACAAUUAAGAAUAUAUGAAGCAUUAUAAUCUCAUCUAGUAACUUUUGUCCAUAGUAAAAAGGGGUUGACUAGCCUGGCUUGUAGGUAUUCAGAACCAUUUAAGUAGGGUUUUUUUUGUCCUCCUGGUGUUCCUCACAUGGCUCCAGGAGUUCUGUCAAUUAGAAAUACAGAAAUAGCACAUGGAAUUAUCCUUUUGAGCUGUACCACUUCAUAAUGAUGGUGGAGAGAAGGGCAUUCAAAUUUGUAACAAACAAAACUCACAUACAUGGAAAUCUAGCAGGGUUAGGUUUCAGUUAAACACUUUUCUUAGCUAUGCUAGUUUUCCUUGUGGAAGAUUUUUUUUUUAUGUCAGGAAAUGUGCAAAUAUACAACUGUUCACAUACAGGUUUAAAAUGGUUGUAUUACUUGUUAUUCUGCAUGUUUGAAUUUGCUUUAAGGCUGAAAUCUGAAGUAACUUGCAGCUUGAUCCUGUGUAGGUUUACUUGAGAAUCUAUAGCCACUAAAUUCAAUGGGAUUUACUCACAAACAAGUGCAAUAUGAUUGCAAUCUCACUCAGAAAUCCAAGAACUUUAUUGGAAUCAGAAGGACUCAAUUCUGAGUAAAUAUAGUUAUGAAAAGGAUGCCACAUUCAUAUACAACUAAUAAGAGACACAAACAAGAAAAUUACUCAUUGUGUCUCAAUAGGCAUGAAACUGAGUAUCUGAAAAUAUAUGGUCAUGUCUGAAAGAAAAUAUAUCUUCCUCAUAAAGUUGUUUAUGAAUUCAAGGGAUACACAGACUAGCCAAAGAAUUCUGUAGUAUUGCAGAGUAUAUACAGGCACACAUUUUUGUGUAAAUUUGUUUCCUUAUGCAAAUAUAGAAAGGCUUAAAUUUUCAUACAAUGUGAUGCAGGUAAAU